AUGCGUGCCGAGACCUUUGCGCGCCUAGCCGAGGAAACACUUGACGAGACAGGAGAGAGUCACAUCGAAAGUGGCGCAGCGACGACAUCUUCACCUAGCACAAGUAGUAGAACAAGCUCCUCUAGUACUACUAUAGCCAGCGCGACCACAACAAACGGCCGAACAUCAACUACUAUCACUUCUGAUGCCACACCAUCCACCUCGAGGAAAACACAUUUCGAAUCACUUGCAGCUGACUCAGACGCCCCUGCUCGAGGAACUCAGCCGCCAGAUCGGUACCAUCAUACUUGGAGAAAUUAUCAACGGGUUGUGCUGACCCAGCUAGAAAAGUCUGCUCUUCUUUUCACGAGCAAAAGUCCCCAUGGUCCAGGCGGUGGCGAAUCAGAUCUUCCAGAUCGUACGUCGGCCCAUGGAUCUUUAGGUCGUGCAGAUUUCCUCGAAGCGCUGGAGCAAGUGAAUGUGGUCUCGGUUGUUCGAUCAUCAGCAUCAUCUACUACCACCACCAAGAAUUCGAAGGGUGGAAGGCGAACCCGAGGCGAAGAAGUGGAGACAGUUGGCGAGGAAAGCAUGCCCUUGCAAACCUAUGGGGAUGUCGUGUGCCAAGCAAGGAGGCCGACGGCGGAGGUCUACUCUGCAUCGUCUUCUGAGCCUGAUGGUAAUCUUCCACGCCGUGCAGGCCAAGAAAACGAGAAGGAAAUUAGUCAAGGGGGCAAGAGUAAGAGCAGUAUGAAGAAACUCAAUUAUAGCAAUGCAGUGGAGCAGGACGUCGCGAACGCGAAAGUAUGG
Messenger RNA from Amoebophrya sp. A25, 786 nucleotides. NCBI's taxonomy places the organism in Eukaryota, Dinophyceae, Syndiniales, Amoebophryaceae. The record is from the annotation of a GenBank genome assembly.